Molecule: messenger RNA, 441 nt
Organism: Penicillium subrubescens
Lineage: Eukaryota; Fungi; Ascomycota; Eurotiomycetes; Eurotiales; Aspergillaceae
Exons: 1
Coding region: 1-441 (146 amino acids)
Molecular function (GO): oxidoreductase activity; copper ion binding
Source: RefSeq, a predicted model, not a curated record
AUGAAGAUUUUAUACAUAAUAUUCUUUGUCUUUGCAUUGUGGACAGCUGCCUUUACUAUUCCCGGCCUCGAGACUCGCAAGUCCAAACAAUGUACAGGCAACGCAGCCCACACUCGGAAGAAGUGGUGUGAUUAUAACAUCAACACUGAUUACACCAAUGUAGUUCCUAAUACGGGUGCCACUCGUGAAUAUUGGUUUUCCAUUGACGAAGUCACCGUCGCCCCUGACGGCGUUUCGCGCCCAGCAAUGGCGGUCAAUGGGACAAUUCCUGGACCCACCCUCUAUGCCAACUGGGGCGACGAGGUUGUUGUACAUGUCACGAACCAUCUCUUUGAAUCGGAAAAUGGGACAAGUAUUCACUGGCACGAAAUUCGUCAGAACUAUACCAAUUCAAACGACGGCGUGGUUUCAAUCACCCAGUGUCCAACUGCGCCUGGAUAG